GCUGAUGCUGCCAACUUGGGUCCUGAGAGUUCCACAGUGUUGGAUAGCACUGGUGCCGGCAUGGGAGAUGUUGCUGGUCCUGCGGCAGGUGCUGAAGUGGGUGAUGGAACCGUACCUUUGGCAGAUGGAUCUGUGCCACCAGGAGGAACAAUGCCAGAAGGAACUCCAGGAGACGUGAAUGCUCCGUUUCCACCGGUUCCUCCAGUGAUCACCCCACCUGGUGAUGUGAACGCGGCUGAAGUCUUGGCUGUGAGUACGGAAUUGGCUCGGAAGAUCUCAGAGUGUUCCAACAGGCUUGCAAAUGUAAGUGAAGAGCUUGCCAUCACCAUGGAGCAUUUCACCCAAGGAAGAGUGGAAAUGAAGAAAGGUUUUGAAGAAUUGAGUGUCCAGAUCCAGAAUCAAGCGACCUGCAUAACAACGAUGACAUCAGGAGUGUCGUUUCAGGCCGGAGAAACGACCAAGCUUCUCAAAGCUUUCGACCGGUGGGCUGCCACUGGUCGUUGGGCUCUAACUGGCAACCAGUCAGUGGAAGCCAACAUACAGGGAGUCCAAAGUGAAGUAGAGAAGCAAACAAAGAAGUUGGAGCCGCAAACGCAUUUCCAAUAA
This is a messenger RNA of Cladocopium goreaui, 606 nucleotides long. Lineage: Eukaryota; Dinophyceae; Suessiales; Symbiodiniaceae. The record is from the annotation of a GenBank genome assembly.